This is a messenger RNA of Solanum lycopersicum (tomato), 1419 nucleotides long. RefSeq lists its product as uncharacterized. Lineage: Eukaryota; Viridiplantae; Streptophyta; Magnoliopsida; Solanales; Solanaceae. The record is from RefSeq and is a predicted model, not a curated record. Gene Ontology annotation, biological process: positive regulation of proteasomal ubiquitin-dependent protein catabolic process; protein polyubiquitination; ubiquitin-dependent protein catabolic process. Gene Ontology annotation, cellular component: cytoplasm; ubiquitin ligase complex. Gene Ontology annotation, molecular function: ubiquitin conjugating enzyme binding; ubiquitin protein ligase activity.
GCUCUAUCAUAUCCAAAUUCUUGAAGCCGAAGCCAAAGAUAGAGAACAAAGCUUAUUCAUCAUCAAGAAGGCCAAAAAGUUUUAAAAGACUCUAUAGAAGACACAAAAUUCAAAGAUCUGCCGGAGGCAAUCAUGUCGAAAUGGAAUCAACAAAUUUGCAGAUCGUGAAUUCCAAUCAAUUUGAAAUGGAAUCUACGAAUUCGCAAAUUGUGAAUUCCAAUCAAGUUGAAGUGGAUUCAACGGAUUUGAAAUUCUUGAAUUCCAAUCAAGUUGAAAUGGAAUCAACAAACGUGCCAAUCUUGAGCUCCAGCAAUGUCGAAGUUGAUCCUAUGUCGCUAAAUUCUGUUGUCUUCGAUGUGGCUGAAAAUAACAAUGACUACAACAUCGGAGAUGAUGAUAUCGAGUUGCAAGCAAUUCUAUUUUGCUCAGCUCAGUUUCAUUCUGGUAAGGAUUUGAAAUCGAGAUCUAAUCAUGAUGUUGGUAAAAAACCUAUGGAGAUUGAGUGUUCUUUCAUUCUAGAUUCACUUAACCAUGAAAAGGGGGAAUCUUCAUGUAGAUUUUGUGAAAUAUGUGAAGAUGUCUUUCCGUUGCCAGACACAAUGAUAUGGGGAAAUAAUUGCAAUCAUCGUUACUGUGUAGAAUGCAUACAGAAUUAUAUAGGUGAAAAUAUCAAUGAGGUUAUCCGCGAUGUUUCAAUAAGGUGUCCUGCUUCUGAUUGCAAGGAAAGUUUGGAUAUCGAUUUAAUAAUGCCGAUUGAUUUUCUUAUUCGAGUAAGAGAUGUGAGUCGACUAAUGAAAGCUUUGGCUUCACUUGAAGUUAUUGAUUGCCCUUAUAUGGAUUGUAUGGGUAAAUUGAUUGAUGAUCAACAGGGAUAUCCAAUUAGGGCAUGUCCUAAAUGUUGGAACCUUUUCUGUGUCAAUUGUAAAACCUUACAUUUUGGAAUGACAUGUGAGAUUUUUCAGUUUAGUAGGCAAAUGAAUUUGCUCUACGAGCAGCAACAAUAUGGAGGAUAUCGUAAUGAAAUAGCGAAUGAAGAGGAAGAGGAAGAGGAAGAGGAGGCGGAAGAGGAAGAGGAAGAGGAAGAAGAAGAAGAAGAAGAAGAAGCUCUUUGAUCAAAAACUCUGAUUAAUUUUGAAAAGGAGGUCAAAUUUUCUUUCUUUGGAGAUAAAAUAGCCAUUUGAAUCCUUAUUUAAUUUAUAUGCAGUCUAUUAUUACUUGAAAAACAGUAGGCAGAGUCUUUAUUUGAUUUCAAUUAGUUGUUAUGUUGGUGAAAAAACAAUAUGCAUGAUAUUUAUGUUUGAACUAGUUGUUUAGUUUGUGUUGAAUGUGCUUAUACUGGUUGAGGACUAUUCUCCAAUGUAAAUGUGUAUCAAAAUGCGCAAAAUUUACCAUCUUGCAGAUAAAUUAUUCUAUUUUAUA